Messenger RNA from Oncorhynchus kisutch (coho salmon), 3105 nucleotides. RefSeq names its product transmembrane protease serine 13. The record is from RefSeq and is a predicted model, not a curated record. The transcript has 13 exons. Lineage: Eukaryota; Metazoa; Chordata; Actinopteri; Salmoniformes; Salmonidae. Bases 1123 to 2754 code for a protein of 543 amino acids. Gene Ontology annotation, cellular component: membrane. Gene Ontology annotation, molecular function: serine-type endopeptidase activity. Gene Ontology annotation, biological process: proteolysis.
CUGGCUGUUAAAGGACACGACGAGGACGAAAGACGUUAAGAUGCUUUACUUGCUGAACAUAUGGAACUUUAGACUGGGAUUUAUGGGGAUGCCGAAAUCAAUUCAGAACGAUUUGAUAGCUUCCAUCGCAUCAUCCAUUGAAAGGUGACAUUAAAGACAGAGGUUGGCGCAGCGGAUUUUUUCGUGCUCAAGCAGGCUUUCCACUUCCCUUCUGUAUUUAUUUAGCAAAGAGGAUAACACAAAAUCACUCCGGACAGACACAAGAAAAAAACGAAUGACGUAAAUGUUGCAGCAGCCUAGGCUACACCGAAGCAUUAGAGAUCUGACUUGCUGUAUGGGAUGAAAAUGAGAGUAUUUUUCAGUCUGAUCAACUGUAGUCUACUAAGAACAGCAGCUGCAUACAGCCUACGCGCCCAGUACAUCUGGUCAGGGUAAACUAAUUGGUAACGUUGUGUAUUUAUAGUCCAUUUGUGUGUCAGGAGAAAAUGUGAAUGUGAUCAAAUUUAGCUUAUAUUCAAACUAUACGUUUUCAAUCCAAAAUGAUUAACUGGAAUGAAUCAAUCAACAUAAUAGUGAUGACAGACGUGAGUACAUUUUUAUUAGGCCUACAGUUGCAUAGGCCUGCGUGAUGCAAACAAGCAUAAAGAGAGCUCCCCCUGUGACUUCUAUUGUCUAUCAGUUGUUGUCUCUGUGUCUGGGUAGAGGAAAUCCCCCUCUUAAUAUAGUCUAGAUAUAAUGAAUAUGAACAAAUAUAAGGUAGCUGCAGUUUGACAUGGGUUCCACCCCCCCCCCCCCCCCCCCCUUCCCAACACGGUGUGAGUAGCCCUCUCAUUCCCACUCCCCAUCAUUUUGUACUACAAAUGUCUCCACUGAUGUACAUACAGUAGCUACCUCAACUUCCUAUUACCACCCCCCUGCACAUCGACUCAGUCCUGGUACUCCCUGUAUAUAGCAUGUUAUUUUUUAACCCUUAUUGUUUUGAGUUAUUCAAUGUGUAUUUAUUCCUCGUCAAAAUGUAUAUUUUUUUAUUUAAUUUUGUAUCUUUAUCUUUAACUCUGCAGAAAAGGACCUGUGAGGAAGCAUUUCACAAAUCAUGUGACAAAUACAAUUUCAUUUCAUUUGAUGAUUCUAACCUCUACUGUCUCUCACGCUCUGUCAACUCUCCACUUCCCUUUUCUAGUAAUUCAACAUCGGUACUUUUUCUCGAUCGGUCUCUCAAUUGGUUUCUCUUCUGAGAAUGGACACCACUACACAAAUGCAGCUCAGAACGAGCUCCCUCCUCCAUACUACUCUGUUGAGUUGCACACCCUCCCGCCCCUCCAGUCCUAUGAAGAGCUAGUCUAUGGAGCGGGUCCAAGGCACACUCCUCCCAACCAGCUUUACUACAUCCCCCAGCAUCCCCCACCAGUGGCUGCACAGCAUGUCUGCCAGCCCAGUAUAUCUCUUUCUAACAAGAAGAAGAACGGCAAAUGCUGCCACCGUGGUGCCAAGUGCUUUGGUGGGUCAGGAGGCAUCGUUCUGCUGCUCCUCCUGGGCCUUGCCAUCUGGCUCGGAGUGCGUUACGGUACCAGAUUGGCAACUGCGGCUGUCACCCUCAACCACCAUGACAGUGAGGAUGGGGGGCACUAUGAGAAGCAGUUGAGCGUGCCCGUUCAUGACACCUGCUCCAACUCCACCGUCCAAUGUGACGGUCUGCGAGACUGCCGACUGGGCACCGACGAGUCCAACUGUGUGAGGUUUGGGGCGGACGGUGCUCUACAGGUCAGAACGUCUCAGGACGACCGUUUCCUCCCAGUGUGUUACCAGGGAUGGGACCAGAGCUACGCCAACCGGACCUGUGCCCAACUGGGCUUCAGAAAGUCCUUUGCAACCAAGGCCAUGAAAUCCCAGCAGUCCAUUGGUCUAACCCUGAACAACAGAUCGUCUUUACCCAUCCAGGGCCAGGUCAGCGUCGGCUCUUCCUGCCCUGACCAGAAUACGGUCUCUCUGAAGUGUAUUGAUUGUGGACGUCAGCAGUUGACCUCCCGGAUCAUAGGGGGCACUGUUGCCAAACUGGGCCAAUGGCCCUGGCAACUGUCUCUACACUUUGGUAGAUCACAUAUCUGUGGAGGGGUCCUGGUGUCCCCUGACUUUGUGGUGACAGCUGCCCACUGCUUCCCCAGGUUGUUCCCCCAGUUUCUUGACGCCAGUAAGUGGCUUGUGUACGGAGGAGUGGUGUCUCAAGACCAGCUUCCUUCUCCCUACCUCGUAGAGAAGAUCAUUGUGAAUGAGAACUACAACAACGUAACCAACGACCAGGACAUCACCAUUCUGAAGCUGGCCUCCCCAGUGGUCUUCACUGAUGCAGUUCAGCCUGCCUGUUUGCCAGCCUUUGACCAGACAUUCCCCCGUGGAACCAAAUGCUGGAUCUCGGGCUUCGGAACAAUAGAUGAGGGAUCAGCGAAACUCUCCAAAGCCCUGAUGCAGGUGACCGUUGACAUCAUCGAAGUGCGUGUGUGUAACAGCUCCAAGGUAUACUCUGGCAGUGUGUCCAACAACAUGCUGUGUGCCGGUGAUCUCAAUGGGGUCAGGGACUCCUGUCAGGGAGACAGUGGUGGUCCUCUGGUGUGCCAGACCAGUGACAACCUUUGGCAGCUGGUGGGCGUGACCAGCUGGGGCAGUGGCUGUGGGCAGAGUAACAGGCCGGGAGUCUACACCAAGGUGUCCAGCCUACUGCCAUGGAUCUACAGCAAGAUGCAGCUGGAGAAUCCGUGAUGUCACUUCAUUUCCAUUGACCUCACCACAUGCUCUCUAAAGACCGCUCGCAGCCUGCUUUCUCGUUCCUCUCGGAACAUCACACCAUGAAGUCCUAUACCAGGAAGACAGACAGACGGGCAGACGGACGGACAGAAGGACAGACGGACAGACAGAUGAAAAGAGGAAAGGGUGGCCAAUAGCUAGGGGUGUGCCAGGAAAGGCCUAUUGCAACACCAUUCGUUCUUGUGUUCUUCUUGUUCCUUUACCAUACCUUAAAAUCACAAAAUGCAUUACUGUAUUUAUGCCCGACGCUGCUACACUGUGUAUAAUAUGUGAAUCUACACCAAUACAUUCUGUUCCCUGAUUCCA